AGGAGGAAUUAAGUCAAGUCGAGUGUAGCGAGGAGGUAAAGUGCGAACGUUAUCGUUCGCUAUUCUCCCAAUAGCCGCUGGAGUGUUUCGUGCCUUUUGAAAUUCGCACCGAUUCGCGGGAGCCAGUGCGGCGGCGGCGGCGGCGCCGCCGAAUGCCGAGUGCCGAGUGCCGAGUUCAGUGAGCGGGGGUGCAAUCGGCGACCGCGAGGCGCAGGCAACGCGCCGAACGCGCGUUGCGCACCUUGUUAUCGCGAACGGACUAUGCUCCUGACGGACGAGUCGCCUCCGCGGCCGCUAGGUGGCGGUAGCCGAGAACCAGUGGGACGGCGCAUAGACACCCUGCAACGGGACUGUCCUUUCCACGGGGGAUCGUCGUCCGCAUUUUCUCGCCAUCAUCACGGACCUACGGCAGGAUUUUCGGUCCCCGAGGAGCCCAAUGUGGGUGGAAGUGAGAUGGCAUCCAGGGAAAAGAAACCCUUAGCGCCUUCCAAAUCGAAACAGAAGGCGAGUAACGAUUCCGUCUUGCCAUCCAAUGAGGUCAGGAAUAAGAAAGGCAAGUCAUUGCCGAAUAUAAAGCAGCAGCAACUUGCGCAAGAGAUUUUUGAUACGGUAGCGACAGGUAGUCAACUUUCUGUUAAACUAGAGGCGAGCUUGCCACGUAGGAAUGCCCUUAAAAAUCUGAAACGCAAACAGAACCUAAGAGCAGCCAAGGCAAAUCUCGUCAAGUCCAAGGUUACCAAAAAAGUGACCAGCAAGGACAUUCACAGGAUAACUCCUGACGUUAAAAAGGGGGUUGCCAAGGGGGGUGCGAAGAGAGUUAGACAGACGGAGGAAUCGACAGCCGACGUCACAGCCCUGAAAUUUUCCGAAAAUCAGGCUAACAACGGUGGAGAGGACGAAGGUAAAGGAACUGAAACACCAAGUAAAAGUGCCAAGAGUAAUCUCAGGACCAAAAAAACCAAAUCUGACGUUCAAAAUAAGGAAGAGGCCGGUCUGGUUAUUACGUCUGCUGCUGCUGCUGCUGCUGCUGCUGCUGCUGCUGCUGCUGCUGCUGCUACUACUACUACUGCUAUUGCUACCGUUACUACUGCUACUGCUACUGCUACUAAAGUCAGCCCAAAACUUGGUAGAAAAGGAAAAACGACGGAAAGUCCCGACUCUCUGUCCAAGAGUGCCAAAACAACCAAAUUAACAGGAAACUUGAAAAAGAGCGGUACCAGUCCUGUAAAGAUUACAGAGGCUGCUGAUAACAAGAGUGGGAAAAACCGAAAGAGCACUGGCAAGGAAGUAGAUUGCGGCGGUACCACGAUUGGUGCGAGAAGCACGACGAACGUUGACAAAUUUUCAAGAGCCCUUUUAGAUAACAAGAAUUCUAUCGAUCUUACUAUAGACGAAGUCAUUGCAUCUUCAAUGUUGAGCGAUUGCGAAGUCGAAGGCCAACAAAGCGUUACGGACAAGACUGAAGGCAAAGUGACGAGGAGUAAGAAAAUGUUGGUCGAUGAAAGUAUCGUUUUCGACGUUGAGACUACGAUAAAGAAAGAGCCCGAUGGAACCGUCGACGAUUCCAAAGUUACGUCGGACGCAGAGUCCGUAGAGACGGAUCAAGGAUUCCACUUUCAGAAUCCUAUUCAAUUGAGAAAGAGAGCUGUAUCGAAAGUUGGCUAUAACGAUCAAACGUCUCAAAGAAGUUUGCGAAAUGGAAAGCAGCGUCAAUUGUCGGAAAGUCAUUUGGGAAAUUCCACGGAUUUGACCAACGAGCCGAAGAAACGGCACAGAUUAAAUUCGGAUGGAACCGUCGUCUCGGACAAUUCGAUGGAACAUAUCUCGGAUUGUAACGUAAAUGUCGACUCUUGCUUUUCAGAUUUUACUUGUAACGAAUCUCCAAGUAUCGUAGCAUCGAGCAAAGAAGAGAUUUGCUCCAAGAACGAAGCGACGUCGAAUUUUGACGAGAACGUUGAGAUUGGAUCGGAAAUAGAGAAUAACAAUAACAGCGAUCGCGCAGAUAGGACAGCCGGCGAUUCUGGGCCGACCCUGCGUUCGAAAACUAAAGCUAAAACUACGGAGAGCGAAGCAACGAGAGACGACGAUUCGUCGGUUAAAACCGAAGACGCACGAAUCACUGCACCCAGGUGCGCCGAAAUACAAGAGGAUUCCAAAAAACUCAAUAAUCUCGAACAAGCGAAGAAAGACAUUUUAGCUAAGCUGACAGACAAAUCUAAAGGUCGCAGAAGUAGUUUAAACAUAGACAUGAAGAAACACGUCUAUUACACCUCGGAUAAAUCGGACGGUAACUCGAAACAGCUAGACGAAAUGAUUGAAACCAUUAAAUUGAGUAUUGUAAAAUCCAUUGAAAGCAAGAUCUUUGGUCAAGAAAAAAGUCUUGGAUUAAGUAAAAACUUUGAGAUACCCAAGACCGAAGAGAUUGUCGCCCCACUUAGCACAGAGUCUCAAAUGGGACUGGAGGACAAUGCCGAUGAGGAUAAGUCCACCAUUACGAGGAACGAAAUCACGUCGGAUAAUUCAGAAAAUUCAGUACCAAAAGUGGCCGAUACUGCCAAAGAGAUCGAGGAGAAACUAGUCAAGUUUGAUAUUGGGGAAGCAGAGACACAUUCGCAGAACGUCCAAGAGAACAAGGCCUCCGAUAACGACAGAGUUAGUGAUGUACAUAGCACUUGCGAACCUUCGUGUAAUAUAAAUAAUAAUAAUAAUAGUAAUAGUAAUAAUAAUAAUAAUAAUAAUGCUGGGCAACAGGCUUACAAGAACGUGGAUCAAUCUGAAGACGAGAGCGUUGGUUGUAGUACAGCCAACGAUUGUAAUACAGCCUCCUCAGUCAAUGUCGGUGGUAACGAGUCCAAGAUUACAUUGGAUGAAAAUAAGAAGAUUACGAGGAAGUCAUUGAGAAUCAGCGAUAAAAGUUCGGACAGCGUCAGCAGUAACGAAAUGAGAAAAUCGAAUAGGACACCAAAUAAAAUGGUCCCGAGAUCGAAUAGCGUGGAGAAUGUUUUAGCGGAUGUACAGGCGCAAAAAUCUACGGACGAGGAAAUUUCUACAAUUUCGGAGGAACAGCGUUUGGAUGAUAAAGAAGCUCCGUCAGUAUCCGCAUCGAUCUCGUCUGAGCAAGCGGAGGAGAGACUCGCGGAAGAACAUACACAAGCGAAAUGUCAAACAGAUGAGUCAGACAUUGAAAUCUCUUUGAACGUAACGGACAAUUCGGAGGAGUCGGAAACCUUGGAAAGUAUAUCGCGCGAGGUAGAAAGAUUAGUCUGCCAAACGGAAGAUCAAUCUGCCAAAUCAUUAGCAAGUACUAUAAACGACGUGCGAAGCAAAGAUACAAUUUCUGAUACAAAGCAGGAAAUUGAAAGCGUAAAUAAUCAGGAGGCGUCCACCUGCUGCAACGACAGUUCUACGACAUCAUCGGGAUCAGCUGUCGAUGACACGAACGAGACACCGUCGAUCAAAAGUUGCGAGGACGAAAAGUCUACCGACACAAUCGACGUGUUACGGGAAAACGAUGCGUCUUGUAAGCCAGCGCAAAGCGCGAGACGUUCAAGGGUUAACAGUAACUUAAUGAAUGUACCAACCACCGCAAACUGUGAUUCAAAUAGUGAACGUAGCCCUGUAACGUCUCCUUCUGUACGUUGCACCUUCGAUCGACUGAACGAUCACGAAAUCAAAGAACUCGAUCACUGUAGCAAUAGUAAAGAAUUAAACAAAUCGAGCUCGGACGAGAAUGAUUCGACGGAGCAAAUUCAAGGGAAAGUAAAUUCAGGACAGCACAACGAGGUUGCUCUAACGGCGGAUCAAAGCGACAGAUCCUCCUCGGAUGAUAGAGGCAUCGACGAGCGGAAACUUCUUAACGAGGAAAAUAAAAGAGUAUUACGAACUCGUGACAAGCAGAAGAAAAUGGAAAACAGACAGAUCGCAUCUCGCAAUCGAGAACACGCCGACAAUAUAAAAAUCAAGAUAGGGGAAACUGGAGCGAUUCAAAAAAUGCAAAUUUCCAGUCUACAAAGCCUCAAAGAAGCCUCCGAUGAAGCAGCGAUACAGGGCUCGGUGGAUGGUACCUCCGCUAGCGAAAGCAACGCCUCUCGGAAGACGGACGAUGGUAAUGACUCGGUAAACAGCAACGAAUUGGACGUCGGGUUGGAACUCGAGCCCCAAGCUCGUAGAGAGCGACGCGGUAGAGAGAUGAAAAAGCGCAAAGAGGAGUCGCCGCAAUUGUUCAACAGCGCCAAGACGAAGCGCGUCAAGCGAGAUCGGCGAAACGAUAAGUCCGAUCAGCAAAACAAAGAAGAGACCCUGUUGGACAACGAGGUUGCGAAAAUCAACGAGAACAAUCGAUCGUUCUUGAGUAAAUACGGCAGCGCCAGCUCCGUCCGCACGGACAGCUUUCGUGGAUUCUUCGAGCAGGGCGGGCAAGGAUUGGACAAGGAUCCUAAUUUGCGCAGCAAAUCGGAAAACGAUAUAACGAUCGUCGGCGCGAAGGCUGGCAAGGCUGGCGAGGAACGACAUCUCUCACGUAAUCUCUCCGAGAAUCAUGUGUCGCAACAGGCAGCUGACAAUAGAGAUAUGCUAGAGAACGAACGCAAGACUCUCAAGACACCGGAACUCACUCACAAGGAUUCCGACGAGACUUCCACGUCCGGCGAAUCGUUCAACAGCGGCACACCCAAGAUUCUCGAAACGCCUGAAGACAAGGAGAGGAAAGAAUCGAUUUUGCGAUUAUUGGGCCUCGAGUCGCUGGAGGAGGCCGCGAAGAGACAAAAUCAGCAAAAAACAAAGAAGGAGCAGUCAUCGUCGACAGGUACUUUGAAGACAAUUAUCAGAGUUUCUCAAAAGGAUAAGGACAAAGACAAGGAUAAAAGAGGAUCGCGAUCUCCGUUAAAAAUGGUUCUUAAGCAGCAGGGUCGUGGGGACGGAGAGGGUGAUUCACCCGAAUUCUACACCAUUCAAAAGGAGUUUGGAACCAGUGGUUUAGGAGAUAGCAGCUCUGGUGCGAACCGAAAGUUCACUACUAACCACAGACAUUCUUGCGAUGACGAUAAUGAGGAAGCUACGCCUAAGGAUCGUCAGUCGCUUGUUAUUCCAGAGAAAUCGUCUUCUUUUUCUAUACAUCCCGGGCGCGUGUGUGCCGAUGUAUGUUGCUAUUGUUUUGGAAAAUUUGGUUCUUUGGACACGCCGAUGCAUCUAGCUCAAAUAAAAUCUGAUGAGAGGCGCAAAAAGAUUUUGAACAUAGAGAGACAUCUUACGAAAGAUUCGUGCCUGUGCGACGCGUGCUAUCGUCAUGUUGAUAGAAAGGCAAACACUAGUCCAGCGAACAUGCAGCAAAAGCCGCAGAAACAACAUAGACAAUUGAUGAUGUCCAAGUGUUCAGCUCGCGAAUGUCGAGAUCCCGCGCGGCAUCACGUUAAACGCCGUUGGUUGCUCAAGAUAAAAACUGGCCUUCAGAAUCAGGUCGACAUAGACUGGGACUCGAGUCAACACACCACGAUGUCGUUCUGCGUUAAUCAUUACGAAAAGAUCGGACGCUUCUUGACAUGCGCGCUCUGCAAGCGCCGACUCGUUCGACAACACACUCAUCAGUUGACUAACGCAGAGAUGAACGAAUUGAACCACCUGCUCAGUCAACAAGGAAUCCCCGUCUUACUAGCGGUUGGCACGUUCGUCUGCAAGCUAUGUCGUUACUUUGCGCAGCUGCAACUCAAGUACAAGGAGAUCGAAAAUAUGAAUAUGAAUCACAGGAGUUUCUGCAAGAGUUAUCGAAAGCGGAUCCUACAUAAUCUUGGAAUCGACGUAGUCGAAGACGAGGAUGACGAUUUAUCACAGCAGAUGAAUCAGACCAAGGACAAAAAGAACAAGAAGAGCAUCAAGAAUUUACAGACGAAAGGUGGAGGUUCGAAAUCUCCGGAACGCAUGACGAGCGGUACAUCGGAUAAGUCGACGCCGGAACCAAACAAGAAUGAGAGUACAAUGGAAUGCAGCUCCGCAAUGAUUAACGAGAGUCGCGCCCCCAAGUCGGACAACGACGAGAACGUUGGUAUGGACACUCAAUAUCUCGAGAACACUGUGGAGAACCUAAAAAAGCGCAAAUUGCUCGAUAUGCAUGCGUAUACGCCGGGUACGUCCAUCUCCUCUCUAUGCGACGGUAUGAUAGCGAAUGGCAUGACACUCGGAAUGGAUGAGGUUACCUUGACGCGAUUACCAAAGAGAUCGAGGCUUAAUAACAGCAGCAGCAGCAACAACAACAACAAUAAUAACAAUAACAACGACAUAACACCUGUAGUGCAAAGACUCGGGGCAAAUCCCUCGAUAAGCGUACGCACGCUCUUCCCGGGCGAGGAGGAAAUGAAUCUUCAUGUUAACAUCGAGUUUCAGAAUGUGCGCGAAGUCACACCGCAAGGAUGGGAGAAGUGCGCGACGAUGAUCCAGUACGAUCGCGAGACCAAACAUCUCUGGCAGCAAUUGCAACGACCAUACGGUAAUCAAAGCUCCUUCCUGCGACAUUUAAUUCUCCUAGAAAAGUAUUACAGAGCUGGCGAUCUGAUAUUGGCUCCAAAUGCCUCGCGGAAUGCGAUCAACUACUCUACAUCGGUGCAAAAUAGACUGAUAUCGUACGAAGGCCCGGAGAAAAUGGAUGAACCUAUAAUGGAGCCAAUUGCGACGGAGUACAGUAAUCCGCGCCGUUUGAGUGGCGGCUACAUGCUGGAAAAAGACAACAGAUUGUCCGUGACUGGCACAAGUUUAAUAUCUAGACCAUCGACUAGCGGCGGCGGUGGGAAUGCAACAUUAUCGUCACAUUCGGUCAAACUGAACUCGUCGCGAAUGCUCAAACUCAAUUCGGGGAUAUCAAUCAUAAAAAAGUCGCCUCCAAAUUUGCAACGAUUGAAUUUGUCGUCUAUUAGCGGCGGUAAUAACGGCGGCAGUAGUAGCGGCGCUAGUGUCAGCGGUAACGGUGGCGGUAGCGGUAGCGGUAGUGGUAGCGGCAACGGCAGCGGCAGCGGUAACGGCGGUGGCAAUAGCAAUGGCAGUGUCGGCGUCGGCGUCGGCGUCGGCGGUAUCGCGAACGGUGGCGGCGGCGGCGUCAAACGAAGAGACAGCCAGGGUUUAACCUCCGUCUACAGCAGCGGCAGUAAGAUGUUUACAUUGAGCGAGUCUGACGUGAAGCGAAUGCAAACGUUAAAACGACAGAAAUUUAACGACAGAUCUGUUGCCGGCACAAACAACGGGUCGUCGGCUAGCGGAAGUUUCAGAUCCCAAUAUCAAAAGGCACAGAUUACCGUUCCCGGUCACAAUCAGCAAUUUCAGAGACACUUGCGAAUGCAACAAGAGAUGUUGAGUCGUCAAAGCCGCGGUGACUUUGAGCCACUGAUAUGCGACAUUACGCGUACCGCUAUUCGCGCGAAUGAAAACAGCCCGACAAUCGGACAAAGCAUCCUUCACAACCUCAAUCUACCCAAAUCGAUCCAGGUGACGACCAAGCCGACGUCAUCGACGAGCAAUCCUAUUCCGAUUUUGCCGAAAAUCCCGAAAUCUUUGACGGUAAUACCGCAAACCGUCACGAGAUCCACUGAAAAAUGAGAGAAUGAGAAUGAGAUUGAGAGACGUAAGUAGACGUUGUGAACGCAGUCUCUUCUUUUUUUUUCUAUUUUUCUUUCGUUUCGUUUCAUUUUGUUUCCUCUUAAAGGAGGAAAUACAGAGUGCGGUGAGGAUGGAAGAUCGAUUGUACAAAAUGUAUUUGCAUACGCCUUUUUACGCGUUUGAUAUCGAUCAAAUCUCGAAAUUGCCGCCAAAGCAAAGCAAGAUGAUAAUGAUGUUUACGGUCAGUGCUUUGAGAGCAAUUUUUGCCUUAUGUGAGCGCAUCGCAUAUGCACUUACCGAGCCUGAACGCUCAAAAAACAUACAUUGAUUUUACGUUACGAUUAAGACGAGACUAUAGCGAUUUAUAUAUUCUUGUUGUAUCGAUCGUGAUCACAAACUUGUAGAUAGAUUAGGAUAGGAGUAGGAUAAUUCGAAGAAAUUAAGACACUUGGAUUCUAACGAUAUUAUACAUAUAUAUUAACAACCAAAGUUUCGCUAUAAAAUGCAUUAACGAAAAACGUAUUGAACAAAGCUGUUUUCACGGAAAGUGCCUAAAAUGACAAGAGGUUGGCGGAAAAUCGUUACUUUACGAUCGUUACAUUACGUAAUUAUACAUAUGAGAUUCGGACUCUCGAUGUGGUACACCUGCACCUCGAGUCUUUACUAAAAUACUGGUACAAUUUGCAGAGGAAAGAGUGAUCUUUCGUGAAGAAAGAUCAAUAGUGGCUGAAUUUCAACAGUGACAAUAUGCAAGCGGAAUAAAAUUUACUUAUUUCUAGAAUAGGUCCUGUAUUGUAGAAAGGUAUAGGGGACCAUAAUUGAAAAAAUGAUUCCCCAAGCAGAAGCAUCUCGUUCAGGCGCUGUGCUUGUAACUAUCUUCAAAUACGAUCAAAUAAACGCGUGUAUUUUCAUUUAUUGAAAAUUCGUUCUCUUUAACGUUAAUUGAAGAUUUUUUGCACAAACAAAAUGUUAUGUCUACAUGGUUUUUUUCUCACGAGGGAUCACUUCCUUACCACCGGCUGUACCAUCGAUGUAUCGGAUGUCCUACACAUACGUAAGAAAUUCAUUACUUUAACAGCAUUGCGUUGAUUUUAAUUUAAAUACAUAUACAGCUUACGUCUUUUUUUUCUUUGUGUUUAGUUAAUUAGAGGCGCGUAAUAGAAAAUGUGUGCAUUAGAUAAAUAUGAGUAGACUCCUUCAUAAUUUAUCACACGAGAAUUUAAAUUAUAAAAAAAGAGACCUCUUUACUAAACUUACUUCUAUCUUAAUUCCUUCUUACUUUUAUUUCGACCGAUACGUUGAACAUAUCUACUUUUUGAAAAGGGAAAUGGAUGGUAGUGAGCGGCGGGGGGGGAGGGGAGGAAGAGUGCAAGGAAAAAAUAUAUAUCGAAUCUUGUCCGGUUGAAUGAUUGUUAUCGGUAGUUCGUUCCUCUUACCGCGUCUAAAGAGAGAAUUGGACAUAGGCGGCAAUCGCGUAUCAGCGGUACUUGCAUUCUGCAAACCACUAUAUUUUAUCUACGUAAAAAUCUUUGCGCGUUCGCGAGAACGACUCGACAAAUGUAUAUUAUAUAUAUAUAUAUAUAUAUAUAUAUAUAUAUAUAUAUAUAUAUAUAUAUAUAUAUAUAUAAUUGGCCUGCUCGAUCUUAAGAGCGUAAUGACAAGAUCGUAAGUAAUUAACAGUUAAUUUGGAAGAAAUGCUUAAUUCAAGGUGUUAAGCUGUUAAGGGAGUCGAAUAUAUAUGCAAAGUGAGUGUAGAUUUAACAUUCUAAUUGAGCUUAUUUAUUAUGUCACUAUCAUUAAUACGCAUUGUACAUAUAGACCGAUAGUACAUUAUUUUAGUUUUAAUCGAUCUAUGAAAAAUAAUUAUAAUAGAGUUGAAGCGUUACUCGAAGCCAACUCGUUUGUAGAAUUGCGGACGAUCGGACGGUAAAAAUCGACGAUCAAGAUGUGCGUGAGAUUUUCUCUUUGUGCGUUUCUUGUUGCGUACAUCUAUCAUUCGACAUUUGAUAUUCAACGCGUAUCAUCGCCACUCCACUCCAUUCCACUCCACUCCACUCCACUCCACUCCACUCUACUCCACUCCACUCCACUCCACUCUACUCCACUUUAUUUCAAUCCAAUCCUCUCCUCUCCUCUCCUCUCCUCUCCUCUCCUCUCCUCUCCUCUCCUCUCCUCUCCUCUCAUCUCUCCAUUCCUUUUGAACACAUGCGAGAUUUUCUCUGCACUAUUGUAUCAAAUUGUUCCAUAGAGAAAUUUUUUAUUCACAUUAUACAAAAACAGUAAAAUGAACUUAGCAUCAUCAAGAACAACGUGUUGCUAUAUUUUUUGUUAUUAUAAGAAAUAUUUAUUAUUAUUAUUAGUUUGAAUUAUUUCAAUUAUUAUUGUCUGUCAUUAUUGUCGCAAUUGUCCUGUGAUUUUUUCCAUUAUUCAUAUACUUAUUUAUCUAAAUAGAAAUAUUAGAAAGUCCGAAAAUUCGCUUAUUAAAUUUGACGCGUUUUUACUUGCGCUUGAAUUCCAUAACAAAGUUUAUUUGUAUGUAUAUUUUCUCAUGGGAUUUUUAUCUUGCAUGCAUUGUUGAAUCAAUCGUAUACAAUACUCGUAUACAAUAAUUAUAAUCAUUACUGUUAUGGAUUAGCGUAGUAUUCAACUACUUGCAAAUUUAGUAAAUAUGAGAUAACUAUUUUAUCAUGGUUUCAAUUAUUUACCAUCAAGAUUUAUAAUUUUAUACAACACUUGUAGACGAAUAUGUCUCUGAUAUAUUAUUUUUGAAUAUAUAUUUGUAUUAUUUUAUUGUUCUUCUAUGAUGUCACUUAAUUAGUUAGGUUACUUAAUCGAACGGUAAUACAACGUGCAAUUGUUACAUUUUCAUAAAAUCGUUUCAUGUGAAAACAAUUCUGUGCGAGAAAAUCUUGCAUCGGUGAAGAAACUAAUUUUUCCUGAUUCAAUGUGUGUAUACACAUGUAGAUAUUCUUUUAAAAAUCGAGAAACUAUAGAGAUGUACCUACCCGAGUAUAAAAACGCGAAAUAGAAUAUCUAUUUUAUCAUAAAAGCAUUCAAUGUGCGUAAUUAAUGCAUAUACAUAUAUAUUUCGCGUACACUCGUGUAUUCACACUUACAUAUAAAACCCAAACACAUUUGAUAAAUACACGCGUAAACGCGUGUGAAUAUACUAAUAAAAACUUAGAUAUAUUAUAUGUAUAUUAAUUACAUAUGACACUGCGUUAUAAAUAAACAAAUUCUUUAUAAAUAUGACAGAAAAAAACAUACAGACGCACACACAUGUAUACAUACAUACAUACAUACACACACACACAUACAUACAUAGAGGGUAUCUGAUGUUAUGUAUAAUAUUGGUCAUAGAUAAAAACAUAGGAAAUUCAACUAAAUAGAAAAGUUUUUUAGCGUUUUAUUAUUUUUGCAAUAUAACUAUUGAAAAAUUAAAUAAUAAAGAUAUCCGCAAAUUAGCAUACGUUUGCGUGAUUUAACAACAAGAGACAGCCUAGUGUUUAUGCGGUUGUGAGUUGCGAAUGUACAUUAUUUCACAAAUCCGUAUUGAGUUUUCAUUUUUACGAAAAUCGUAAAACGAUAGGAUUUUUCUAUUCAGUUUAACUCCUUCUAUCUAUUCGUGGUUAGAAUUACCUCAUAUCGAAUAUCCUCUGUGUGUAUGUGUGUGUACAUACACAUACUCACAUACAUAUAUAAUACACUAUAAUAUAAAGAAAAGUACGUGACGAUACGUUAUAUAUAUACAUAAAUAUAUAUAUAUAUAUAUAAAUAUUUUAUUUUACUAAGGAUAUUUUUGAUAUACCUAUAUAUAUAAAUAUAUGUAUAUCGAACAAAAGGAAAAAAGCAAAUCACAAUAUAGUGAUGAUGAAUAUGUAAAGUAUUGUUAUCGUCAUGUGUGGACAUCUCCGAAAUCGUAAAUAGCCGUGAUGGAGUGUGUCAUAAAAAAAAAUAUGAAUAUAACAAAUUUAUAUAAUUGUGAAACGAGAUGAAUCAAUUGCGACACAUAUCGAUAUCAUUUUACUUUUAAGUAUAUUUGUUUAAAUUUUUUCAUCGUUCUCAUGAUUAAUGAAAUUUUAAUGGCCAAGCUUGUAAUUUGCUAUCAAUGAAAAAUUAUAAAUCAUGAAUCGCAGUGAUUUUGCAUUGCAUUUAACAGUUGUCAAUAUCCUUUUUUAUUUUAUAUAAAAUUGCUCCUUGAUUAUUGUAAUUGUUUCCAAUCUGUUUGAUAUUUCGAUAAAUUUUUUCGAGAUGAAAAAUACCAUGUGUUAAUACUUGAGAUUUAUUGUUAUAAAUAAUAUAAAUAAUUCCAAUUUAAAUUAUCGAUUAAAAGAUUUAUUGUAGACAGCACAUACAACUCUGUAUAUAUUUUAACGUAGGAAAAGUCUAUUUACAGCAUUAAUUUCUAAUAUUUAUGUACAUGUAUAUAAUUUUUCUUUGAAUGUAGCGCAUUAUCUCUAUACUUAUUUUGCAAAAUAUUAACAAAAUACUGUAAACGCGAUUCUUAACAAUUUUUAUCCAUUCGCUUUUCGUUUCACGAAAGCGAAUGGAUAUAGAAAAAAAAUGUUUACUGUUGUUUGCUAUAUGUCAAAUCAAAUUGGUUUCAAGAAAUAUGAAACUUUUCUAUACUUUAUUGCACAUGUAUGCGCGUCCGAUUUUUUUUUUAAUAUUUUUAAAAUCGUCGUUUAUCGAUUCAUCUAUCAAGAAGAAAUUGUUGAAAGCAUGCCAUCUCGAAAAAAAUAUCGUUAUAACGACUAUUUGAAAUCGCGAUAAUUGUAAACUCUCGUUAUGUAAGCUCUUGGGAGCCUACGCUCAAGAUUAGCGUUACGAAUUUGUAUGCAUUACACACUUGGCACACUCCACGCACACACACACACACAUACACACACGCGCGCACACACGCACACGAACGACAAAGGAGAAAGAAUUUGCAAAUUGCGAACGAACAAGAACUGAGUUUAAGUUUAAGAGUUCUAUUUUUCUGGCGGCAUAAAAUGUAAUUAUUGUAAAUGCAUGUCGAACGGACGAUUUUGACUCUUGGCUGCCCUGAUUACCUUGGCAUUAUCAGUUUACAGAUAAUGGUCAUUUAUUUAUAUUAUCUAGUUGUAAUUGUAACAUCCACAUUAAGAGAUGAAUUGUCAAAAUCACUCGCGGAACUUGUCGAUGGGAGAGAGAUAGAGAGAGAGAGAGAGAGAGAGAGUGGCAAAGGAAUGAGGGGCGAGUUUCCUAUCGUUCUCUAACGUAAUUUGCUGAUAGAAAAUGACACUAUUGUUAAGUCUUUGAUGAAAAAUCUCUGGUGCGAAAAUAAUUUGCUGGAAGAAAGAACUCUCUCGAUUGAUGGCGUAUAAUGGACGGUUAAAUGAAUUUUCUUUCUCUCUAUUUAAGCAAAGUUGUAAGAAAGCGGUAGUUGUGCCUAUCUGUUCGAUCUUGAUUGCUCAAAUAUCCAAUUUAUUGAAAUAUCUGGUGUAUACCCGAUCGGCAUCGCGCGUCAACGAUGGACGUCCAAGAGUCAACGAACGUUCCAAGAAUGUCGGAGGUCUCGAUCUUGUCCUCGCGACGUAAAGUAAAAAUUGUUGUAAAAGUACGAAUGGAUGAAGAUGAUGCUAGGACAUUUUGGAUUACUUUGAUUGUUAAUUGCGAGAUACGCGAUUGCGUCGAUGCGACACAACACAUCGUGACACAUUUUCAGGAAUCAUAUCAGAAGGGAAUAAAAGGGGAAUAUUUGAAGGAUAAAGAGGAGCCGUUGUAUAUUACUGACGAACGAUGAGUGAGAUAAACAAUUGUGCAUGUACUAUAGAGUAGUCCUACUUUGUAGGAUUAGGGGCGUGUGUGAAAUUAUUUUAUAAUAACAUAUUAUUUGUAUAUUCCAGUUAGUUUUGUCUGCGAAAGAAAUAAUUUGCAAUAUAUCGCAAAGAUACAACGAGUUUGCUCAAAUAUGCGACUGACGCGUGAUUCGUCACGCUGAAUUGACGUUGAUGCGAGAGUGUCGCGCUCGUGAUAGCUCAUGAUAGCAACAGCUUCAUCCACUCGUCGAUCGACCAUUUCGCUUUUUUGGUGACGAGAAAUAUCGGCCGUGCUGAACGAUUGGAUGUGAAAGCUAGUCGAUUUGCAAGCUGCGCGAUCGACAACGCGGCGCGGCACGCCGCGCGCCUAGACGAUCCGAGUCGAGAUUCGCAUACGGCGAAUAAAAGAGAGGGAGAGAUAUUUCGAGUCUCUUGUCUCGCUCUGCUUUUCGUCACGAAAAAAAAGUGAAACGAAAAAAAUAUCGCGGCCUUGAUAAUGAGAGCGGAUCUCGAGGGGUGGGAGGGGAAAAAAAAUGCGAUUGCAAAAGCAAAUGUGAUGUGUGUGAUGGAGGACGGAAAAGACGUCGCGGCACGCAACGUGUUUCAAUGUUUUUUGCGUGUACGCUAACGAGAAUAUUUUUCAGAAAGGUGAUAUUUUAUUAGUGCGUAAAACCUAAUAAUUCGAGAUAAUUGCUCGGCGCGCGCGAUACAGCGGUACGAGCGUAAGCGCUUAGAUCUUUUAAAUGACCUUUUAGACGUCGGAGACACGCGCGUUUCUCACUCUCUUCGUCUCUCUUCCUUCAGCCCCGUGUUCGGAGAAAACGAGAAAGAAGGAAAGAGUCGAGCCGAUGAUCGAAGCGAAAACCCCCUCACUUUCGCCCCUCCCCCCCUCCUCUCUCUCUCUCUCUCUCUCUCUCUCAAGUGUCAAAGAUUCAGUUGAAACUCGAAUCACGCUCGAUUCGUUCCAAGUUAAGCAAGUAAAGCAACGAUCCGAUCCAUCCCUCUUAGUAAAUGCGAGGAUUAAUUUUUAAUUUAUUUGAACUUAGCCGAGACUCAAUUUGAGAGACAUUUAUUUUUUUUAGCUUGUUGAAAAAGAGAGGAGUUGAACCCUUUCAUCGACUAUCUGGCACGAAUGUAGGCUGACUUUGACGAAAUUUUUCUCUUACGCUCUUUCACUCUUCACUUCGUGUAUUAAUAUUUAAAAAGCAUCGAACGCACGGUCUCGACUCGUAGAUUCUGUCAUUUCAGUGUAAAGGAGGUGACGUGGAGUACGAGUGAUUUAAUAUUGGGAGGACAGACUUACAUUUGCGUCAGGUACAUCUCGAUGAAUGAAUUUAUAUGGUGCGCAAAAUAUACCGGAAAUUAAUAGUUGAUUAAUGCUUGACGUAAUCGAAAAAAAACAUGCAUCAUUUUUGGUUCACAUAAUAUAAUGUUUACGUUAUUCCUAAUUACUAAUUUUAGUGGAAAAUUGUAUCUAAAGAUAGAAAUGAACAGUGUUCGCUAUGUAGAUGUAACGAAACGCACAACGCUUGAACGGGAUUUGAGGGUGUUUUUGCGCGACCAUGAUGUGCCUCGUUUCGAUCGUUCGCUCUUUUCGCGAAUCUGAUCGAGACCUCUUUUAAAUCAUUGUUUAAAAGAUUAGGAGCUACCGCUCUUCGACGUAAGAAUGCGCAAGCACAUUUGUAUGCGGCGACAAUUUUCACGAUUAGGAUCGAGAUCGGGAUCGGGAUCAAGAUCGAUUCCAACUCGCUAAGGUAUAAUUUGCUAAUCAAGAUCUAUCAUUGUUAAGAUAGAAGAGAUUUUGCACUAGUAGCGCGAUUAACAUCUAUCGUAUAUUAUUUUUAAUAAUGAAAAAUACUAUCGUGUGCGAUUAGUCUCACAGCGACGAUUAACUUUACGCGUAGAUUCUUCUUUUAUAUAAUCUAAAUCGUUUCCAACUCUAAACCUAUAUAAAUUUACACUUUGAAUUAUUAUGAGUGUGAUGAAGAGCGAAUUAUACAUUUUUCGUAAAUGUAUCAUUGUUGAGCGAUCUAAAUCGCGUUGCCGACCACAGUCGAUGUAAGAGCUGCCCUAUCGUUUCCCGGUCCAUUAAAUUAAAAAAAAAAAUCAUUUUAAAUGACAAGAAUGUCCAAGUGAUAAAGUAAUGGCGAGCGAAUGAUUUCUAUGAGAGAAUUUUAAAUAAUGCUUUUUAUUUUAAAUAAAAUGCUGAUCCAGAGAGAAGCAAAACGGAAAUUAAUCAAAGAAAUCGAGAAAUAUGAUGAGAGGCGCACCGAGUGUCGAGAUAAAACUGAACGAAAGAAGAAGCAGGAGACUGUGUAUCUGAGUUUUAAUCUUUACGCGUUCAUGCUCAUACACACGUACACACACGUGUGUGCGCACGCACGCACGCACACACACACACAUACACACGGUGUUAUUAUUACGUUAUUUAAAUUAACACGUUAACGCUAGCAUGAUAAUCUUUUGUUUAUUUCGUUUUUAAGAGUAAUAGUUAUUAUAUCAUUAGUUCUUCAUUCUUUGUGUAUGUGUAUAUGUAUAUAUACAUACAUGUAUGUAUGUAUGUAUAUGUAUUCGCAAAUCUCAAUAAAAAAAUAAUAAAAAGAACAAAAAAGCCAUGAAAA
Molecule: messenger RNA, 15982 nt
Organism: Solenopsis invicta (red fire ant)
Lineage: Eukaryota; Metazoa; Arthropoda; Insecta; Hymenoptera; Formicidae
Gene: east
Exons: 7
Coding region: 262-7578 (2438 amino acids)
Source: RefSeq, a predicted model, not a curated record